Mycosarcoma maydis (corn smut) is the source of this 2961-nucleotide messenger RNA. RefSeq lists its product as uncharacterized. The coding region runs from base 1 to 2961 and encodes 986 amino acids. The record is from RefSeq and is a predicted model, not a curated record. The transcript has a single exon. Gene Ontology annotation, biological process: negative regulation of septation initiation signaling; ubiquitin-dependent protein catabolic process; protein ubiquitination. Gene Ontology annotation, molecular function: protein binding; ubiquitin protein ligase activity. Lineage: Eukaryota; Fungi; Basidiomycota; Ustilaginomycetes; Ustilaginales. Gene Ontology annotation, cellular component: ubiquitin ligase complex; cell division site; mitotic spindle pole body.
AUGUCCACCACUAACACCACUGGCGCCGCCGCAAGUGGCAGCGCUAUUGGUCGCAUGUUCCGACGUUACAGCCAGAACGGCAACAGUCGUGCAGAGUCGCAGCGUCCUUCCACCCGAGAGCGCGAUUCCUUCAACAUGCCUCGCAACACCAGCUCGCCCGCUCUCGACAGAGACACCAACAGUCCCGUCCGUGUUUCUCUUUCCACCAACAACCCAUCAGCACCCUCUCCCUCCAUCGCUCGCUCCGCCUCGCACACUGCCAACCUCUCCACACCACUCUCAACCGACACCCCUGCUGCCAUCGUCGCCUCUCGCACUCUCCCACACAUCUCCUCCGCCUCGUCAGCAACUUCGCCAGUCUCAUACCCCUCCGUCACCGCCGCUACCACAAGCGCAUCUUUGCUCCAAGACGCUAACAGUUCAUCUCGAAAUGUUCAGACACUCCCCGACGCCUCUUAUACCGACCCAGCUGCUACCGCUACCGCUUCUGCUGCCUCCGGUACCCCAUCCACUACGCGUCCGCUCAACGCCAUGCACCGCAUCCGCCUCGUGCCGCAUCUCGAGGCCACCCGAUCGCUUCACUUUGAACCCAUUGAACGCGAUCUCAAGGAAGGCGAAAGUGCCGUCAAAGUAGGACGUUUCACCGAUCGACAACCUUCGCACCGCGAUCCUGUGCUAGCCGCCCUGACCGGCGUCGUCAAUCAAGCCACUAUGUCCGGCGACGUUGGUUCAUCGGCUGCGCCUCUCCAGUCGAGUCGCGGUCAGCCCGGUGCACGAGGCGGAGCAAUCCCCAUCAGCGGAAGCCAUGGUGGUGGCGGUCGCAUCGAUUCUUCCCGCAUCGCUUUCAAGAGCAAGGUCGUCAGCCGAGGUCAUGCAGAGAUCUGGUGUGAACCAGGCGGCAAAUUUUUCAUCCGAGACACAAAGUCGUCCUCAGGAACUUUUCUCAACCACAUUCGCCUCUCGGGACCUAACCUUGAAUCCAAACCUUUCGCCAUCAAGGACGGAGACGUGGUUCAGCUCGGUGUCGAUUAUCAGGGAGGCACCGAAGAAAUCUAUCGCUGUGUCAAGAUGCGCGUCGAACUCAACCGCGGCUGGCAGCGCGAGGCCAACCAGUACAACGUAAAUGCCUUCCGUCAGCUCCGUGCUUUGCAAGGCAAUCCACUCUCGCCGCCCAACGACGACAAACCUAGCGGCGCUUCCGCUGCACUGCCCACCAACCGACAGAGUGUCAGCGUGACCGACUGCUGCAUCUGCCUCUUUUCCGUCACUGUCUGUCAGGCCUUGUUCAUUGCUCCCUGCUCGCACGUCUUUCACUACAAGUGCAUCCGACCUCUGCUCAACUUGCACCAUCCCGGUUUCUCCUGCCCGCUCUGCCGCACGUUUGCCGAUCUGGACGCAGAUGUCGAAGAGGAUGAGGCCUGGCAGGAAGCGCUCGAGCAGGAAGCCGCCGCCGCAGAAGCACGUCUGGCGCAGGGCAAGCAACCGCUCGAGGUGGGCACACCCGCUGUGGAGCUCGAUGCCCCCAUUGCUGCUGCCCUGCCUCCCACAUUGACCACCGCUCUUCUCAACGCAGCGACGACCGAUGCGCCUCGUUCAUCAACGCUCGUUGCCAAUGCUGCUAUAGCCUCGAGACCAUCGCUGGGCACAUCUGCGUCUCCAUUGCUUGCAGAUCUGCAUGCUGGGCAUGCUGGGCAUGCUGCUCCACCCAGGGGAACUGCCGCCUUGAGCCGACGCAAAAAUGACUGGGCACGCCCCGAUACCGCCGUUGGCUCAAGUGCUGGUCCUUUGGCUGCCGACGAGACGUUUGCUGCUGGCGACGCUGCUGCAGACACUGCCGGUCUGUCGGCAGAAUUAGGCGAGAUGGUGGUCACCGAUCGACUCCUGAAUGAGCAAGCGACUACGUCUGCCAAUCCCGCUUCUUCGCUCCACCGAACCGUACAUGGCGCCAGCGAGAUGGGAUCGCCCAUACGCCGAGGUUCAGGACCCAUCACGAUCAGUGGCAGCGACCGUCCUGUGCACGCUCAGAGAGCGAUAUCAGCGUCAUCUGCUCUGGCUGGACCCGCCGCACUGGGCAGCCCAGAAGAUGGUUGGCCCAGCGUCGGCGCAGUCGGUGGCUUCUCACCCGGCCUCGACGAAUCUGGAACACCGCUCAAUCACACCUUUCUAAGCACGCUCGCCGAGGCGCCGCACGUCACAGCCACCAACCACCCUUCUCCCUCAUCUGUGCGGGAUUUUUCGCCAGGCCGAUCGGCACCGGCCCAGACACUAGUGCCGGCCAUCGUUCCAGCAGGAACGAGCCGACUACGACUCGGUGAGAACGAGGUGAAUGAUAUACAUACGGCUGAAGCCGUCGCUGGACGCAACAAGCGGUCCAGUGGCGAUGGAGGCGAGGAUGUGGAUACGGCAGAGGAAGAGAUCGGAGGUACGACGGGUAUCGGUGGUGCCACGUUUGGCAAUUUGAGUGGCGCAAGCCAUUCCAAGGGCAAGGCAAAACACGACGGUCCAUCCUUGACGUUUGCCACCGACGUCCAGCAGCAGGAUUUGGUCAAGGCUGGAGACAGCUCGGUAAACUUGCCGUACAAGCUUGUGGGCCAAGCGCCGCCAGCGUCUGCCAUCGUUAGCGCCAAGUCCAACGGCAGCCGCGCUUACAGUCGCGGCCGCAGCCGAAGCCGGACGGGGAGGGAUACGAUGCAGAGCGAUUCCGAUGAUCAGGAAGCAGCGCCUUUCCAGACGUACGAGCUUCCUCCUGUUCCGCGAACCGGUCCGAACCUCAACGCCAGCGCGUACAUGUCCUACCAACAACACCACAACACCAGCGCUCACAUGCAGCAUAGCAGUGCGGAUGCAGGUAGGCAAGCCGGUACAGGCAACGCGCAUGGGGAAAGUGCACCGUCCCCUACUUCGCCCGCCUCAGAAAGCAAAAUGGCACGAUUCAAGAGGCGCAUCUCACAUGCAAUGUGA